AUGACGGGAGAGGGUCUCGGAGACCUUAUCCUCUGUGGCAGCGUAUUCGGUCUGACCGUUGCGGACCGACUUGCCGAGUAUUCAAGCAGUACAUUGAGUCCCGAGAAUGGCACAUCUCUUCGAAUAGAAAAUAAAUGUUCUCGGCCGAGCCCUUCGACAAGUCACAAGAACGAAAACACGAUCCAUGCUCCGGGAGCGUUCUUUCCGGUCCUAUACCUGUGGCUAAGGUUUACCAGCACACCGCAGCUUGGGCUAACAACCGGAGAAGAAAAUGAUUUGGAGGACCCCACAGAUGGAACUGAAGAACUAUGCAGGAACUACAGUGAUGGCGAUUUCAAGUUGAAAUUUUAUUUCACAGUGAAUCUUCCCGGUACCACGUCGAGCUGCACAGCCAAUAAGGCAUAUGGGUAUGCAUUUGAGGGCGUGAACUGGACAGAAUUAGCCAGAGAUCUAGGAUGGAAGGAGCCUGUAGGAAAGAUUGAGGCUGGCGCGGUCGUCACCCUGAUCGAACCUAAGAUCGAGGACUUCAAGGACAAGGAGGGUAAAGAUGUCGAGGGCAAGGGUGAAGAUGUCGAGGAAAAUGGUAAAGAUGUCGAGAAGGGCCCACACUGCGAACCAGAGUGA
Messenger RNA from Colletotrichum navitas, 624 nucleotides. RefSeq lists its product as uncharacterized. The record is from RefSeq and is a predicted model, not a curated record. The transcript has 4 exons. Lineage: Eukaryota; Fungi; Ascomycota; Sordariomycetes; Glomerellales; Glomerellaceae. The coding region runs from base 1 to 624 and encodes 207 amino acids.